This is a messenger RNA of Hydra vulgaris (swiftwater hydra), 1254 nucleotides long. Its product is annotated as UDP-xylose and UDP-N-acetylglucosamine transporter. The record is from RefSeq and is a predicted model, not a curated record. Gene Ontology annotation, biological process: transmembrane transport. Gene Ontology annotation, cellular component: Golgi membrane; endoplasmic reticulum membrane. Gene Ontology annotation, molecular function: UDP-N-acetylglucosamine transmembrane transporter activity; UDP-xylose transmembrane transporter activity. NCBI's taxonomy places the organism in Eukaryota, Metazoa, Cnidaria, Hydrozoa, Anthoathecata, Hydridae.
CCAAAAACAAACACUUCGUGACCCUGGUUAUAUUUACAACUUAAUAAAAAAAGUUAGCAAAGUAAGAGUAGUCAAAUAAAAUUGGCAAAGUUGAAAGAUAAUUUAUUAUUUUACAACUACACGGAGAUGAAACUAACAGUAUACUCAGCAACCUUUUUUACGUUUGUGGCUUGUGCAACAAAUGUCAUCUUUUUGGAACAUCUUGUCAAAUUUUCUCCUGGUUGUGGAGAACUUGUAACUUUUGCGCAGUUUUUAUUUAUUGCUUCUUAUGGUUUUGUCACAGUGGCAAAAUUUGGAACUGAACCACCCAAGGUUCCUAUUAGAGAAUAUCUGUUUGCUGUUGUUCUAUUUUAUGGAAGCAGUAUAUCUGGAAACCUAGCUUUUGAGUGUCACAUAUCUAUGCCAAUACAGAUGAUUUUUAAAUCAGGAUCGGUUAUGGCUAGCAUGGCAUUAGGUGUGUUGUUGCUUAAAAGAAGUUAUUCUCUUACUAAGUAUGUAUCUGUUGUUAUGAUUACAAUUGGUAUUGGAAUGUGUUUGUUAUUCUCAACAAAAGAUAAAAAGAAUGAAAGUGAACCUGAAGUAAAUUUUUUUACUUGGCUAUGGGGUGUAUUUCUUUUGACAUGUUCUUUGUUUAUGGGUGCAAGAUUAGGUGUUUGCCAAGAGGAGAUAUCAUUAAAAUAUGGAAAGUAUCCGGAAGAGAGUUCUUUUUAUUUACAUGCUUUGGCACUUCCAGGAUUUUUAUUCUUUUCUAAAAAGAUAUACUCUCAAGCAUCCAUUUUUACAACCUCAGAAUACUUUGAAUUGCCUAUUAUUCAAACAGGAGUUCCAGUAAUUUGGUUGUACCUAGUUGUAAAUGUAGCUACUCAAUUUGUUUGUAUAAAAAGUGUUUACCAGUUGUCUACUGAGAUGUCGUCAUUGUCAGUGACGGUCGUCUUGACUUUAAGGAAGUUUCUUAGUCUUUUGAUUUCAAUAUACUAUUUUCAAAACCCGUUUACGAUUUAUCAUUGGAUUGGUUCAGCUUUGGUAUUUACUGGCACUCUACUUUUCACUGGUGUUCUUCAAAGUGUUUUGUCCUUUUCAAAAGAUUCUCUCAAGAAAACGAACUAAAUUAUUACUUUAAAUUUUUCUACGUGUGUAUAUAUACAUGUGUGUGCAAACACACGCUAUUGCUUUUGUAUAUUCAUAUUUUUCAAACCAGGACUGACCAAAAUAUAAAGACUCAUUUUGGCUUUAAUAAGAUUUAUAAAAUGAAAA